AUGACGAUCGCGUCCACGCCCGAGCUCCCGAACCCGUCCCUCGACGCGUCGUCGAGCCGUCGCGGGACGAUGUCGAGGAAGUGGGAUCGAUACGCGUCGCGCGGGAGCGGUGCGGCGCCGACGCCGCUGUGGGUGGCGGACAUGGAUUUCGCCGCCCCGCGCGCGGUCGUGGACGCGGUGACGACGGUGGCGCGCCGUGGGGUGUACGGCUACGCCGAUCCAUCGCCCGCGAUGGAGGCGGCGGCGCGAGAGGUGUUGGUGGCGCGACACGGGUUCGGGGCGAGCGACGCGACGUCCACGCGAUGGUUGCCGGGAUUGAAUCCGGGAUUGAAUCACGCCGCGCGGGCGGCGACGCGAAAGUACGGAACGGCGGUCACCGUGGCGUCGUGCACGCCGAUUUAUCCCCCGUUUUUGUACGCGUCGAGGAAUAAUGCGAUGAAUCGGAUUGAGGUGCCGCUCGCGCGGCGGCGAGAGGGAGGGGUGGAGCGAUACGACGUCGAUUGGGAGGCGUUGGACGAGACGCUCGCGCGAGACGAGGUGAAGAUACUGUUGUGGUGUAAUCCACAUAAUCCGGUGGGCCGGGUGUGGACGAGGGCGGAGAUGACGCGCGUGGCGUCGAUGUGCGUCGCGCGGGACGUCAUUCUGUGCUCGGAUGAGGUGUGGAGAGAUUUAAUCUUGGACGAAGCCGCGACGCCGUUCUGCGGCGCCGGGUCGUUGUGCGACGACGUCGAGGGGCUUCGAGAGCGAUUGAUCGUGCUCACGUCGCCGUCAAAGACGUACAACGUCGCCGGAUGCGACGUCGCCCUGGCGUGCGUCCCGGAUAAGGCGCUGCGCCUGCAUUUCGCUCGGGCGGGUUCGGACAAGGCGGAGAUCACGCCUUUCGGCUACGCCGCGUGCCUCGCCGCGUACACCGAUCCGUCGUGCGAGGAGUGGCGUCAGCGUUUAUUGACGUACCUGCGGGCGAAUCGCGACCACAUCGCGGAGACGCUCGCGGCGAACGCGACGGCGCGCGAGCUCCUGACGUGGACCGUCCCGGACGCGUCGUAUCUCACCUGGGUCAACUGCGAGCGCUUGGUCGACCGCAUCGGGCGCUCUCCGUUCGAUCAUUUCAUCGAUCACGGCGUCGUGCUCUCGGACGGCGCCCCGUUCAGCGCGCCGCGGUCGUGUAGAAUAAACUUUGGCACUCGAAGAGACAUUCUCGAUCGAGGCCUUCGCGGGAUCGAGCUCGGGCUCGAAAACGCGUGA
Ostreococcus tauri is the source of this 1245-nucleotide messenger RNA. Its product is annotated as Pyridoxal phosphate-dependent transferase, major region, subdomain 2. Gene Ontology annotation, biological process: biosynthetic process. Bases 1 to 1245 code for a protein of 414 amino acids. NCBI's taxonomy places the organism in Eukaryota, Viridiplantae, Chlorophyta, Mamiellophyceae, Mamiellales, Bathycoccaceae. Gene Ontology annotation, molecular function: pyridoxal phosphate binding. The transcript has a single exon. The record is from RefSeq and is a predicted model, not a curated record.